Molecule: messenger RNA, 5219 nt
Organism: Oncorhynchus nerka (sockeye salmon)
Lineage: Eukaryota; Metazoa; Chordata; Actinopteri; Salmoniformes; Salmonidae
Gene: slc25a17
Product: solute carrier family 25 member 17
Exons: 11
Coding region: 3407-4360 (317 amino acids)
Biological process (GO): transport
Cellular component (GO): peroxisomal membrane
Molecular function (GO): coenzyme A transmembrane transporter activity; ATP transmembrane transporter activity; AMP transmembrane transporter activity
Source: RefSeq, a predicted model, not a curated record
UCGUCACCUAUAAGAGGGUCAAAUACAGAGGGGAAGGGAGACCGGCCAGGCCAGAACCUCCUGGGAGUACUUUGAGAUAAUGUAUGCCAUGCUUGGUGACACCAUCGGUGCCGAGACCACUAGCAGCCCUACCCUAGUAACCAGCAUCCCUAAGGUGAACGUCGCCACGGAAACCACCAAAACCGAGCAGAAGCCCCUUCUCCUUCCCCAUGGCAACCUCAUCACUGCCUGCACUCGGACACUCACCCUUGUCCCCUCCUCCCUCCCACUCCAUACACCAGUUCCCUCCACCCUCCCUCUCUACACCUUUGUCAGACCCCCCACCCCUGUCUGCUCCUCCCUCCCUCUACCCAACCCUUUGGACACACCCUCCCCCAGAAUAGCUAAUAACACAGACCCUGUACAGCCAAACCCCUCCCCUGCUCCGGUCGCACAGCCCCCUGCCUCCUGUCACAUCCCCUCCAACCUCAGCCGCGUGCACCUCCGCAGAAAGAAGCGCGGUCUCUUCUCCUACUCCACCUCCAAGGGCUCCUUCAUUACCUCUCCUCUGGUCCAGCAGCAGAAGCGAGGAGAAAGCACCUCCCUGCUGCAGGAGUCCCUGAGGAGGCAGGAAGGGCAUGCCGAGGAGGAGCAGGUCUGUCGCAGCAGGGCAGAGGCCCAGGGGAGGAGGUCAGAGAGGAGGGAGGUGUGCAUGGCAGAGUCCCUGGGAAGGAUGGCCACAGCUCUGGAGCUGCUCUCCUCCAAACAGGACACAGUCAUUCCCCUGCUGCAGAGACUGGCCGAGAGAGACGGGAAGUGACAGUCAUUGCCCUGCUGCAGGGUUGUCUCUAACUAAACCCUGCCUAUUUUUGCCUUUAUCUUCUUCAAAUUUGAUUUUAAACCUAACAUUAACCACACUACUAAUAUUAUUCCUAACCUUAAAUUAAGGACAAAUAUUAUUUGUUUUUUUGUUUUCAUGAAUGUUUACUUUGUGGCUAUAUAAUCUAGUGGAAACCCUUCUGCAGAGACUAGCUGACGUGACACUGUAAUCGGCAUACUGCAUGACUGGCUGAGAGAGACUGGGAGGCUGACUCGGCAUGCAACUGAAGUGGCAGUCUUUUUCGUUAUAUAUUGCAUGACUUAUGAGCUAAAACACAGUAAACCCCACCUGAUGUCCCAGGUCAAAAUCGAUCCCUGAUUAGAGGGGAAGAAUGAAAAUUAGCAGUGGAACUUGGUUCGAGGUCCAUAUUUGAAUUUGCCUAAUAUAAGCAAAAGGGUUCGGAUGCAGACUCGGAUAAUGUUAAUUAUAAUAUAUAUACAUAUAUAUAUUCACCUUCAUUUAACCAGGUAGGCUAGUUGAGAACAAGUUCUCAUUUGCAACUGCGGCCUGUCCAAGAUGAAGCAAAGCAGUUCGACACAUACAACAACACAGUUACACAUGGAAUAAACAAACAUAGUCAAUAAUAAAGUAGGAAAAUCAUAUACAGCAUGUGCAAAUGAGGUAGGAUAAGAGAGGUAAGGUAAUAAAUAGGCCAUGGUGGCAAAGUAAUUACAAUAUAGCAAUUAAACACUGGAAUGGUAUGAUGUGCAGAGGAUGAAUGUACAAGUUGAGACACGGGUGCAAAGGAGCAAGAUAGUGAGGGAGGUAAAAAAAAAUAUAAAAAAAAGCUAAAAAGCUAGUGUAAAUUCUGUGUUGUAGAAUUUACAAUGGAAUAACAAUUUUGAUUUAAAUGGUUUAUUAAUUAAUGAUUGAUCAUGAUAAUCAAAGUAAUUUACAAUAACAGCAUUUGGUUGCAGCAUUUACUCUUGGGGAAACUGGUGUCGCGAGUGGAAACCACCAUUUAGGCCUACACAGAUGGAUAAGGAUGGUGAAAUAAUGCAACCAGUACCCCAGUGAUGGAGAGGGAUCUCCUUAGAAGAGGCACCUUCAGUGGUCCACAUGAGACAGACUGAAGAAACUGAUCCACGAAUGAGGGGGUGGGAUAUCAGAUAACCAGAUAGUGGUUUCACCUUUCGCUAAGAAAAACAGGAGGGGGAAAGAUGCUGGAGCAUCAUGGGAUGUCUGAGGGCGUUUGUAGGGGCCUUAUUGGUAGUGGUGGGUCUGGGUGCUAUCUUUCUCUCGCUGCAGAAAGCACAUUUUGUAGUGAACUUUAAUAUUUACAAACACAAAACAAUAUACCCUUUUCUGGAAAGGAGCACAUUUUAGAAGUUUAGAAUUCAGAACACAGACAGACGUAGCAGCUAGCCUGGAGAAUGAACAAGACUAUGAAAACAUGGUUUCCACUAAGAUAGCACAGCCACAAAGUCAAAAUUGGCUUUCAUAAAAAUGUAUGAAAACCAAAAUGUGCUUUUUGGUCUUAAUUCAAGGUUAGGGUUAGCCAUAAAGUUAAGUGUUAGGCUUCCCGAGUGGCGCAGUGGCAUAAGGCAUUGCAUCACAACGGGCUGUAUCACAACGGGCCAUGAUCGGGAAUCCAAUAGGGCAACAUAGAAUUGGUCCAGCGUCGUCUGGGUUAGGGGAGGGUUUGGCUGGGGUAGGCCAUCAUUGUAAAUAAGCAUUUGUUCUUAACUGACUUCCCUAGUUAAAUACAUUUUUUUAUAAACAAAUAAGUGUUAUGUUUAAAAUCACAUUUUAAGAAUCUUUAUUUUAGAAAUAGGCGAAGUUUAUGACUUUGGUGUGGUAACUGUGACGACCAGAAAACAUUGUGGGAGAAGCACCAAGCCAAAGAUCUUGGUUGCACGUGUUUGAUGCCAUUACAUUUGCUCCAUUACAGACAUGAGCCUUCCUCCCCUCAGCAGCCUAGAAUAACUAACACAUUGUUCUAUCUGCAGUACCGUUUCUUUGGACAGGCCUGAGAUGCGUUCAGUUCCCUUGAACGUUUUCUACGUUGCGGAACGGUUUGUACUGAACGACACGUUUACCCACAACGUUCUUGAGCAGACUUCGAGGUACGUUUGGUGGGUGUGGCUUGAAGUAUUAAGUGUUUUAAAGGGCAGUGCGGACGGCGUCCCCCAACCAAAUACAGUACAGUAUGACACAAACCCAACCGCGUUCUUCACCUGGUCAUUCAGUCCAGCACCGUUUCCGUUCAAUUGAGCGUUCCAGAACUUAAAACCAUACUGAACGCAAACCUGUUGUUUCAUUUGUUUGAAUGACAAAAGGAAAAGCCAAUCAAACGAACAAGCGGAAUCACCUAUUGCCCAAUCACCUUAUUGGGAAAGGGGACUCUGUCUACCAUUGGCUAUACGAACGACCUGGAUGUAAAACGAGCGAGAAGCGCAUUCUGGGUUAAUGUCUAUGAGAAGCAAUCACACGAGUUCAGCUGCGUAGUUGUUUUCUGGAAUGAACUGGGGGAAAAACGACAUCUAUUGUGCAUAGUGGACUGCAAACAAAACUGUCAAGUUUACAUUUGUAUCUACCGCAAUCAAAAUGAGCACUGAAGCCUUUCGAUUUGCUGAAGUUUUCUCGUACGAAAGCUUGGUACAUGCAAUGGCAGGAGCAGCGGGGAGUGUGACGGCAAUGACCGUUUUCUUCCCACUUGACACUGCAAGACUACGGCUGCAAGUGGAUGAGAAGAGGAAAGCCAGGUCCACUCCUGCCAUUCUGUCAGAGAUUGUCAAGGAAGAAGGGUUGCUGGCGCCCUACAGGGGCUGGCUCCCAGUGAUCUGCAGUCUCUGCUGUUCCAACUUCGUCUACUUCUACUGCUUCCACAGCCUGAGAGCCAGCUGGCUCCGGGGACACAAGUCAACUCCAAGCAGAGACCUGCUAAUGGGCAUUGCUGCAGGUGUAGUGAACGUGCUUGUGACCACUCCGCUGUGGGUGGUCAACACACGACUCAAGCUUCAAGGAGCAAAGUUUCGCAAUGCAGACAUCCGUCCCACUAACUACUCAGGCAUCAUGGAUGCCUUUGUGCAGAUCAUUGAGGACGAAGGGGUGGGGGCCCUGUGGAACGGGACAUUCCCUUCUCUCCUGCUGGUGCUCAACCCAGCUGUCCAGUUCAUGAUCUAUGAAGGCCUGAAGAGGCAGCUGAGAAGCUUGGUUCACAGAGAGCUGUUGUCUCUGGAGAUAUUUCUGAUUGGUGCCGUAGCCAAAGCAGUGGCCACCACAUUCACAUACCCACUACAGACUGUACAGUCCAUCCUGAGGUUUGGUCAACACAAGCAGCACACAGACAGAUCACCAUUGCUGAACAGCCUGAGAAGUGUGAUGUAUCUGCUGAUCAAUAGAGUGAGGAAGUAUGGCAUGCUGGGCCUGUUCAAAGGCCUGGAAGCUAAACUCCUGCAGACCGUCCUGACCGCUGCCCUCAUGUUCCUGCUCUACGAGAAGAUAGCCAGCAGCACCUUCAGUGUCAUGGGAGUGAAGAGGCCUGCUUCCAGCCACUAAGCCUGUCUGACAUCAGACAUCCGAUCCCAUAUUGUUGCCAUAUGUCUCCCCUUGGCCAUAACCCCUCAAUGUUGGCAUGUAUAAAGGGUCUGGGUCGGUAUAAGCAGUGUAGCUAGGGGUAAAUCUUCAACCAUAUUUCUUCCACCUUACAGACAUGCAAGCGUGAAAUGGUUAGGGGCAAAGGGAGGGGAAGGAAUCGAACUGAGACCAGCUGAGACUGUACCAGAGACAUUAGAGAAAGGAUGAAAUGGGAGUCCCAUUGGGCAAUGAAUGUAGGAAUGUAUAAUGCUUCACCCAGUAGACUCACGGUGCAUUCUGGGCGAUUCUGGGACAAGGAGAGCUCUCCUUCAAGGAGUUGAAUGGCAGUUAAUUGGGCGCUAGCUCAAAACCACAAAAUGAACAUGAAUAACCCUUUUCAUAACCUUAGCCUAAUUAUCCUAACCUGCUACGAAAAACCAAAUCUGACGUUAAUUUUUACAAAAGCUUGAUCCCUUCUAGCCAUGGGUGAGCUCUCCUUGUCCCAGGUUUUUUGUCUAUUUUUCUAGAACUGCCAAUUUUGUGGAAGUAGACACCACUUGUUCCUCAGACUCCUGUGGAUUUCAUCGUUCAUCGUCUUUUCAAUGUUCUAAGAUUAAUUUGUGGAUUUAGUUAAGCAGCUAUUUUGUGAUGCAUUGUUGCUCUUGUCAAAUCACUGGGAAAUGUUUUCAUUCUGUCAUUAAUUGGCUCUCUGACAAACGUGUUGAAUAAUUAAGGGAUGUAUUUUAAAUGAAUUUUUGUCCAAUAUGAUGGAUGCAUAAUUCACCAACAUUUCAGAUUCUCAGAAAAGUUGAUAGAAAUAAAAUCUUGCUGCUCAAAUAAA